UUUAGAUUAGGUUUGGUCCCGAGCAGUAACUCUUUAGAAAAAAAUAUAAAAUUCCAAAUUUUCUUAAAAAUCAAAACCAUUAAAAAAAAUUAAAAAGAUGUGGCGCUCAUCGAUGACAUCGGCAUUUCCUUUGUCCUGCUGCAGUAGGAAUCUUCAGGCUGGCGAGGCUGGCAUAUUGUCGGCAUACAAAUUCGUACUUCGUUAUAUGAAGAGUGAAGUGGGCAGGGGCUUGCACUUCACUAAGUCACCCAUUUAUAUGCGACACUAUUCCAAAACACUCGUCAGUCCAGAGAUGCGUAUGAGUGUGUGUGAUGUUCUACGAGGAUGCGGAGUACAUGCGCAACGCUAUUACGCCUCCGCCCACGCCAAGACGCCCAGAUACUGCCAGUUCGCAUCUGACCAGCGGGCUAGCAGCAGCUGUGAGUGCCGGGCACUGCAGCAGGAGCCGGCGUCGACGGACAUUCCGGCCGUCAGAAAAUUAUGCAGCUUAAACAAAUCACGUGACACACUUAAAACAUUGCAGGAGCGGCAACGUGCUGCCAAGAAUCGUAUUUUGCGGCGACUCUCUAGAGUGCGGCAUGUUGCCGUUGGGAAGAAAAUUAUCGCCAUCGAAAUGCGCAAAUUUCCCGAGUACAAAAUAGCAUUGCCAAGUCUUACACCAAAGCGCCAGCCGAUAAUAAAAAAACAUUUGCUGUUGGAACAUAGCGAGAGGGAAGACGAAACGGAAACGAAGCCGAAGAGCAACAUAUUAUUGCCUCCUAAAAGACGACGAUACUUGACAGAGGAUAAUCCUAACCACCCGCUCUCCUCCAAGACGACAUCUGCCCUGCAUCGGGUCGUGUGCAGCAAUCCAACAUAUCUAGCUUCGUUGUAUAACCGUAAAUUCCGCAGCCAGCUAAGAAAUCCCACGCUCUGUAGGUAUCCCAUCUACUCGUCUGCCGAAGAAAGUCCAGAAAAUAAUAAUUCCAGUACCAGCAUAUUUAGUCGGCGCAUGAGUCCACUCAAGUCACGUGAUCCAGCUGGUGACCGGAGCAAAGUCUUUAAGAGCCUGCGAUUGCGAUCUUUGCUGCUAAAUUAAUUUCGUUGAGGUUGAACGAAGCCUUUAAUUUUUGUAAUUUAACUACACAUUGGACUUUUUUGUAAACUAAAAAAAAACUGACGUAAAACAAAUUUCAGUGUACGAAAAUUUAGUGUUGGGGAAAGCGCCAAAUAGUG
Messenger RNA from Drosophila busckii, 1215 nucleotides. RefSeq names its product maker361. The record is from RefSeq and is a predicted model, not a curated record. Bases 98 to 1078 code for a protein of 326 amino acids. The transcript is spliced from 2 exons. NCBI's taxonomy places the organism in Eukaryota, Metazoa, Arthropoda, Insecta, Diptera, Drosophilidae.